This is a messenger RNA of Aspergillus novofumigatus IBT 16806, 1128 nucleotides long. RefSeq names its product copper transporter family protein. The transcript has 2 exons. The coding region runs from base 248 to 811 and encodes 187 amino acids. Gene Ontology annotation, molecular function: copper ion transmembrane transporter activity. Gene Ontology annotation, biological process: copper ion transmembrane transport; intracellular copper ion homeostasis. NCBI's taxonomy places the organism in Eukaryota, Fungi, Ascomycota, Eurotiomycetes, Eurotiales, Aspergillaceae. The record is from RefSeq and is a predicted model, not a curated record. Gene Ontology annotation, cellular component: plasma membrane.
AACAUCCCCGCCGCUCAGAAGGGGACGGGGCGGAUCCAUUUCGGAAUUGAGGGCUUUAAACUUGCUGUGCUCGCUCGUUUUCGUCAACCAUGUCAUGACUCGUUGUUGUCCAGUUCCGUCUUCCCAAGUCGAUAAACACUUCCGCAGUAUCCGUACGAUCCUCGGGGUACGAGGAUUGACCAGCAAACUUAUCGCUCUGGUCAUUUCGCAAGCAUUCUAUCAGAACAAUAAUACAUAGACAGCAGACAUGAACAUGGACCACUCGAGCCAUUCGAGCAUGUCUUCCUCUUCAUCGAUGACCAUGACUAUGGUCUUCACCAACAGUCACGACACUCCGUUGUUCUCCUCGGCAUGGACACCGUCCUCCAGCGGUGCUUAUGCAGGCACCUGCAUCUUCCUAAUCGUCCUGGCCAUCAUCAAUCGCUGCUUAGUCGCUUUCAAAGCCUCCAUGGAGCACUACUGGCUCGCGACUCAUCUCAAUCGCCGUUACGUUGCCAUAGCGGGGAAAUCAUCUGAAGCCGGUCGUAUCGACACAGACCCUGACGCGAAGGUCGCUUCUUUGGUAACAGUUCAAGGUGUGGAAGAGUCAGUAAAGGUCGUGCGACGCGUUUCACGAGAACCUAUUCCCUGGAGAUUCAGUGUCGACCUUCCACGAGCAGCUAUCUUCCUGUGUAUCACAGGCGUGUCCUACCUGCUCAUGUUAGCCGUGAUGACAAUGAAUGUGGGCUAUUUUUGCUCCGUUCUUGCUGGUGCUUUCCUCGGAGAGCUGGCGGUCGGACGGUACAUCCAAUGGAACGAGCACGGUCACUAGAAUGAUAUGAAUGUCUUUAAAUAUGAGUUCUGGAUUUAGCAACGGCGCCAUGGAGUUCAACGGCAAUAUUAUACGGCAUUAUCAGCAUUGGGUUAGACCUCGAUAUCAUCUACCUGCUUUUUAUCUCAGCACCUACUAUCUAUCACUCAGACGAGAAUAUACACCAACCACUUCGCUUCUUCAAGUGAUGUUUUACAUGUGUCUCCAUCUAUGCAGGGAAGAUGGUGAGGAACCAAAUUCGACGAUACUUUCGUUCCAGCUACCCUCAAGGCUCAAUUUGUAGUUUCUAUAUAGCUGCUAAUGACGCGCCGCUGUCC